Molecule: messenger RNA, 6635 nt
Organism: Oncorhynchus keta (chum salmon)
Lineage: Eukaryota; Metazoa; Chordata; Actinopteri; Salmoniformes; Salmonidae
Product: neural proliferation differentiation and control protein 1
Exons: 9
Coding region: 262-1314 (350 amino acids)
Cellular component (GO): membrane
Source: RefSeq, a predicted model, not a curated record
AAUGCUGAAUUCCCCGCCUCCCCACUUUUCAACGAGCGCACCGCUAUUUUUAGCACUGCCACGGAUUAAUGUAAAGUGGCGCAGAGACCGUGAACCGGACUGUCCACAAGCAUUGUAGGACCUCGCUCGGUAUCGGUGCAUUCGGCGAGUUACUUGUCACGGAAGCCACUUGGCACGGAUUCGGAAAUCGAGUCGGGGGAAUGAUGACAAACCCCAUGUACCCGUUUCUGGCUUUCUUUUCCUAAAGAAGCAUUUUCAAGGAUGCUGCUUUCGAAGCGGAUCGAACGACAACCCCGGCCCUCGCUCCUGCCUGUGGUUCUCCUAUGUUUCAUUCUCACCACUGUCAGUGCCAGCAUGCCAGCUGGGGGUAAGUGCCCGUACCACAUAGACUGUGCCCGUGAGGGGCGGCACUUCUGCAAACCUGGCACCUCCUACUGCGGCCCCUGCCUCACCCCAUUGGAAGAGAACGAGGAAGGACAGUGUGUAGCAAGGAAGAGGCGCCAUCACCAUGGUCAAGUGACAGCCUUCUCUGAUCUAGAUAAAGAGAUUGACUUCCUUCACUCAGUCAUUGCCAAACAGGAAGUGUCAGAGGUCAAACAAUCAAAACAAUCAGACACCCCCUCCAAGGCAGUUCCUAUGACUCAGACAAAGUUUCCCAGACAGAGAGGCAAGGCCCAACCUUCUGUGGAGCAUCCCACUACCGUCCACCCCUCUACCCGGACCCCGCAGCCUGCCACUGGGGCUCUGGAGAGGGUGGGACCAGGGGAGCCUGGAGGCCCCAUAGCCAUCCCAUACCCCUCCAAGGACAGUCUCCUUGUCGUUAUGAUCUCUGUGUGUAUCAUCUUUGGCACUGUGGCCCUGAUCUUGGCUACAGUUUGCUGGGUAAGGUUGCAGAAGGAAUCACGUCUGGCCCAGAAGGUAGAUUACCCUGCAUUUGGAAGCAAUGGAAAUGGAACAGCCAACAGGACUUCAGCUUUGCCUCUUCUUUGCUUUUCCUCCCCGCUGAGGGUGGUUUUCAUGGGUCUCUCCUCUCCUUCUCCCUGUUCUCCUCAGUCGGGGGAUAAGAAGUUGGCACAGAGUGCUCAGAUGUACCACUACCAGCAUCAGAAACAGCAGAUGCUCUCCAUGGAAAAACAUAAAUCGGAGACGAAAGUCACUGACUCAGAAGUCACAUCAGAUGAGGAAGAAGUGGGCGGAGACUUCACUGUGUACGAGUGCCCUGGCCUUGCACCGACUGGAGAGAUGGAAGUGAAGAAUCCUUUGUUUGACGACUCUACCCUACACUACCCAGGGAAUCCCAAGGGAAUUCCGUAGGCUUUAAUGCAUGCUGGAACACGCAGACACCACACACACAGAAACAUACACCCAAUUAAAACACAAUACAAACCUACACACACACACGCAAUUUCUUUACUCUGGAAAAGACCCGCUUAACUCUCCAAUCAGGUUGCUCUCUCAAAACUGGACAGGCUUAUACAGAUGUCGGAUCUUAAUUUGAUGCAUUUUGUUGCAGAAGGAAAAUUAUCUGCAGCAGGAGGAAUUGAAUGUCUAUUUAAUAUUGAGAAUCAAUACCAGGGGGCAGCUGGAAGCAGUGUUUUGUAGGCUAUACAAUCAUUUAGACUGUAGGUCCACUGACUAAUUGUUGUAUUAUAUGUUCAAGGCAAACGAUAAGCAAAAUAAAUUGGUGGUUAUCACAGAGCCUGUGUGGUCCAGUGGGUACAGCCGCUGACAACGGUAAACAUAUGCUAGAGUAGGCAUGGGUUUGAAUCUGGUCCACUAAUGUCCUUUGAGAAACUAGUACAUUUCUAGUUAAUCUCUGUGGGCUGUACAUUUACUCUUACUCAAGUCAUUUCUGGAGGAAGUAACUUAUUUUUUACUCCAUUACAUUUGACCAAAUUACGUUAGUUACAUAGAUUUUUAAUAUAAUAUUGUCGCUGUCGGAUGACAUUUUUUACAUGACUCGAUACUAUACGUCUGUAUGAACGUUUCACAACCACUUGACCAAUUAAAUGUAUUCAAAAUAGGUUGUCAUCAAAACUCUUAAGUCCAUUGUCUCUCAAAGUUGUCCAACAAACCCAGUUUUAUCUCCACCACGGCUCUCAAAGGGAAGCGCACGUCUUCAUAUUUUUGUUCUUGGGUUCUUAGCCAGACUCGAUCAGAGGUAAGUUGCACUUUAAUUACCUUCUGCCUUUGUAAUAUUAUAUAUUUCUGAAGUAAGAUAAGUCAUUUCUAAUUAGCUAAUAUAUUAGAAAUAUAGAAAUUAACUAGCUAGCUUUGGCUGACCCAGACUGUGACAGAAAAAGUUUAAUCUCAUGUUUUUAGCUCCCCAUAUGACCUCUGGUGGACAUUCCUGCAGUCAGCACACCCCCUCAAAACUUGAGACAUCUGUGGCAUUGUGUUGUGUGACACAACUGCAUAUUUUAGUGGCCUUUUAUUGUCCCCAGCACAAGGUGCACCUGUGUAAUGAUCAUGCUGUUUAAUCAGCUUGUUGGUAAAGACACACCUGUCAGGUGGAUGGAUUAUUAUCACUAACAGGGAUGUAAAUACAUUUGUGGGAAAAAAUGUAGAUCAAGACUUUUUGUCUGUCUGGAAAAUGUCUGGGAUCUUUUAUUUCAGCUCAUGAAACAUGAGACCAACAGUUUACAUGUUGCGUUCAUAUUUUCGCUCAGUAUAGCUAUCACAUUAGGUUGCCAUUACAAGACAAGCUGUCUAAACUAGAUGCAGCAUCAACGAUGUAGCUAGCUAACAUUAGCAAGAUCAACAGGUAAGUCCACCGCAGGAUCCUCCCACACAUUAUUCUCCCUGUUUGUGUGUGUGUGUCAUUCUGUUUUUAUUAAAAUGCCUAUAAGCACAUCUUUCAUACAGUCAGUGUAUCAUCUCCGUAAGCUUUUUGUGCCCUACAGAAAUCAUAUAGAUUGUCUUUUUAUUUAUAGCUUGUAGCGGCAGAACCGAGGCGAUAGGAGAAUGAGCCAGCCAAGAAAAGAAAAUACUCUUGAAAGUGGAAAGGACAGGUUCGGAAGGGAUGGAGUAUAAAUACUGUUUUGUCUAGAGAAGGGAUAAAGCUUUUGUCAAAAAUAUUAAAAAUUCAUAACAGGUUAGGAGGAAUAAGUUAAGAUUAGUAAAACAUGUUAGGAUUAGCUAAAAUGCAACAAAAAAUUGACUUUUGACAUCAAUUUAAUUCAAUAGUAAAAUGUGUCUGAUUUGAAUACUAGUAACACGAUUUGAUAAUGACAUUUCGGGAAUUGAAUGUUUUACUGUUGUAACACCUGUUCAUUCUGAGUGAGAAAUUGAACAUCACACUUGGUGUAAAUAUUUUUGUAUGCAUAUUCACAUGUACUUGAAAUGAUAUUGUGAUUGUCAUUAAUGCUAUUGAAAUUGUACAAUUAUUCCAAUGCCUCGAGUACCACAUACCUUUUUAUGAAAUUGUGCACAUUGCAUGACCCUAAUUGAAACUAUACAGCCUACCGACUUUGUUUGAUGUUAGUCUUCAUUGGAGAGUACCUGUGCUGGGGGACGUCUGCAAGAUGGUGCUGGCAGGCUUUAAUUAUCCGGUUUUCUGACCGGAUAAUUUUUUACUCAUUCAUGAGUAGUUUCUCAAGAAGGCAAAUUUUACUUGGUAAUUCAUUCAUCUAAGUAACAGUACUUGUGCUUAAAUACAGAUUUUCAGUACUCUACCCACCGCUGCAAAUUAUACAUAGCCUAACUAAAAAUACAUGGGUGAGCAUACACACUGGAGGAAAGUUUAUCGUUCUACAGUAGGCCUACAUCUGUCAAUCAAUUGAUGCUCCAAAUCAGCUCAACAAUUUAGCCAGGGAAACACAACCAGUAGAUUAUCGGUUUUUACACCUUUUAUUUAGGUACUAUUGAUUGUCUAACGGCUAGCCUACAAAAUGUAGCCUAUAGAAAUAUAAUCAAAUAACAAGGGGCCUAUUGCAACCAUUGAUGGCACUAGAUUAUCGCCAACUAAAGCCUUGUUCACACUGCAGGCCUUAAUGCGCAAACCAGUUUGGGUUAUCACAUCUGUUUUGGGCUAAAUGACUGUCCAGACAACAAGCUAAAGGUGACCAAAUCGGAUUGUGUGUGUUCAGACAGCAGUCAUUUGCUGACAAGGCUACGCCUGUCAUAGUAAUAACAGGUGUGUGUGUGUGUGUGCACAGUGGUGUAGGCUGAUUGGUGGCGGUGCUUGUGCUUCCUAUCACUCAGACGUUAUGUAGCAAGCUACGGUGACAACAAUGCCUUCCAUGGACGUGUCCCAGUUGCUUUGAAUGUUUAAAAUCAUUAGGGUAAGAACACUUUUAAAGCCUCAAAGGACAAGAUGAUCCAACUUUCAAAACGAGUCCUUUUUUGGCUAGUCACAGCAGUCAACUAGCUAGCUGUUUAGCUUUCUAGCAUAUUCACUAGUUUCUUUGUAAACAAUGAACAAGCAGCUACCACAUGUUAUUGUCAAACUGUCAACAGAGUAGCUAGCAAGCAAUAAGAUAUGCCAAAUAACUGUCUAAAAACCACUUGAGGGCAAAUAAAUCAGAUUUGACCGUUCAGACACAAGUCACAUGGCGGUUUGAAAUAUCAGAUUCCAUGUUUUUUUUUGGCUGUGCAGACAGCAGGGGAAAUAACAGAUCGAAUUGAAAAUGCAAAUAAAUAGGAUUUGAGUAAUUUCAAACUGCCAAUGUGAACACGGCUACAGGUCUCGUUAAACUAUCAAUAUGCGCCAAAUUUACCCACACAGCUGAUCUCAAUUCCAACCAUUACCUCGAAGGCCCGCAAAAAGAUGAUGGCUGUGUUACCGUAGUCAGAGAUCUAAAUACAAUGACGAGAUGCUCAUGUCUCCGCCCUAACAAUGGGAGUCGUCCCAAAGCCAGACGACAAGUUUAGGUCUGCAUAUUAAGCCCAUAGAAACGCUUUGGGCUUAUUUUUGAAAGAGUGAGCCCUCUCACGUCACCUCUUCCUCUCUACCUUAGUCCUGCUUUCAACCAAAGUCUUUCAAGAUAUGUUCGCCCUCUGGUUGGUAUUGUCAUCGGAACAAUUUAGUCCUUUUUGAACAGACUACGGGUGAUUUAUCUAUUUUACAACUAAUUCUGUACAAUAGAAAUAAAGUAUUCCCUCGUUUAUUAUGGCAAAUCUACUGUGGCAAUUCCCCCAACACUUUCAGUUUAUUCCAACUUUCACUGGGGAACAUGCCCCCUCCCCCCCAAAAGACGAGGCAACGGUGGGCCUUAGGACCAUGCGGACACCUCCGAGCCGUCAGGUAUCCUGUUCGGAGUGUUUAUCCGACUGGAUAAAAAAUAUAUAUCAUAAGAAUAAUUAUGCCCCCCCACUUCUAAAACCAAAGUUGCGCCCCUUGUUUAUUUGUAACCUUAGGAUACACUAGACACUACUAUGUCGUACCCUAGUGGAGAUCAAUAACUAUCUUGUGUUAAACUAUAUCAAACAAAAGUUGUUGAUGUAUAUGGUUGAAUUUCAGAUACAUUUUUGUAUAUUUGAAUGUUGCAGUGACAGGACCAAGGCCUAUAGCAUUUAAGCGAGCUGGAGAGAAUUUUUGUUUAAGAUAGUGAGCUCUGAUCCCAAUAACUCGACUGUCCAUGAAUGGAGAGAGAAAUUACUGCUCAUUUUUAGCCAAUCACAAGGCUCAUUUGAAUUACUGAAUCAGGAAAAUGUUCCGCAACAAGAGUAAUCAAGUUAAGAUCCAACAUCUGUAGAAGAAUACAUUAUUUUUUUAAAGAAAAUGAAGAGGGAUGUUGAUUGACAGAAACUCUGGAUCACUCACAGCCAUUGUGGACUUCUAUGGGAACUACAGCCAUGUGUAAAACUCAUAGUGUGUCCCAAAUGGCACCCUAUAUAGUGCAAUACUUUUGACUAAAGCCCUAUGGGUCCUGUUCAAAAGUAGUGCACUAUAUAGCCCCUUUUGUGUCAACUAGAUAUUAUUACUCCCCCUCUUAGAAUCAAUGUUUCCUUUGCUUGCCUUUGUAAAGCUCAUUAUUUUGUGCAGUGAUCUCCCAAAGCCUCUGUUUGAAUGUUACAAUGAGCAAACAUGUAUAGAUUGCAUACAGAACACAGAGAUGUGCAGUUUUUAUAAUAUAUAUAUAAUAUAUAAUAAAAAAACAGUCCCUUACUGUAUUUGUCAUGCAUAGCUAGUAGCUAAACCCAGUUCAUUAUAGGUACAUAUAAAGGGGUUUUCAUGAAAUGUGCCUGGUAUUGGGUUAAGGAGCGAGAGGAACACAAGGGGACACUGUCAUGAUAUAAUCUUUAAAGUACUAUUUUAUGCCCACGAAAAUGGUGUGAUUCCAACAUGUUUGACUUUGAUUCAGUCUCCUAUGUGUAAGGAUCCUGUAACUGAAGGAGACAUUUAAAGUGAUAUAUAUGCACUUGAAUAUCUAUAGGAUUUGUGGUGGAUGUAUGGUAAAUAUCACUAUUUAGUAUUGUCUCUGUUUUAUCCUCUGUUUGGGGCGGCAGGUAGCCUAGUGGUUAGAACGUUGGGACAGUAACUGAAAGGUUGCUAGAUCGAAUCCCCGAGCUGCCAAGGGAAAAACUGUCGUUCUGUCCCUGAGCAAGGCACCCACUGUUCCUAGGCCGUCAUUGUAAAAAAAAAUGUGUUCUUAACUGACUUGCCUAGUGAAAUAAAAUGUAAAAAGAUGAUA